This is a messenger RNA of Tripterygium wilfordii, 1215 nucleotides long. RefSeq names its product glutathione S-transferase T3-like. Lineage: Eukaryota; Viridiplantae; Streptophyta; Magnoliopsida; Celastrales; Celastraceae. The transcript has 6 exons. Bases 1 to 1215 code for a protein of 404 amino acids. The record is from RefSeq and is a predicted model, not a curated record.
AUGCAGAAUUCAACGCGGUCAACACAAUGGAACAAUAGAAAAUCACCUAAUUGGAAGGUAAACGAGGACGUUGCACUAUGCGAAUCCUGGAUAAGAGUUUCAGAGGAUCCAAUUGUGGGUAAUGGACAGGCUCAUGAUGCAUUCUGGUUGAGUAUCUGGAAUGAAUUUAAAGAGCGAGUUCCAGGGACAGAGCGUGCACAACGUGCAUGUGAAAAUAGGUGGUCUUUGAUACAAGCAGAUGUGUCAAAGUGGAGGGCUAUUGUGCGGAGGGUUCAAAGAAACAGGUUCAGUGGAACUAACCCAAAUGACGAGUGGGGUGCAUGCUUUAUAGUUUUCAAGAAAGACCAUGGGAAGGAGUUCAAAUUCAUACAUUGUUGGGAGGUACUUCGAUUUUGCAGAAAAUGGCAGCUUUCCACAGAUGAAAAAGAUGCUAGAGAUGCAAGUAAAGUAGGCAAAUCUGGUGGAGUUGGUACCAGCCGAUCAAAGAACACAAUUCCACCAUGGCAUGUGCCAUCAUUCACAAAUUCUGAAUCAUCUAGUCCAGGACUUCAUAGCUUCGACGACUCUUGUAAUGAUCAUGAGAUUGACAUACCUUUAACAAGAACUCCAACCUCUGGACUCAACGACAAUGUAGCACAAAACAAUCCUCCACUUACUGUACUUCCCAACCCACCUGUACAACGACCUUUAGGCAGGAAAUCAGCCAAGGAAAAACGUCAACGAACAAUUGCAGGUAAUUCCCAAACUUCUUCAGCGGCAAGUGAGAAAUUGCAUGCUACUGUUUCGGCAUGGAGACAAAGCUCGGAGAUGCGUUUUGAGUCCUUAAAGCAAACAGCUGAAGAACAGGCAUUUCAUGCCAUUAAAAUUGCAAGGCUUGAUGUUAUCCAAAGGAGCAUCAAGAUAACGAAAGAUCUUGCAGAUGCUGAAAGAGAGUUGUCCCAGCUGGAUCCUAAUCUGAGUCAGGAGGAGCUCGUCGCUAUGCGUCUUGAGAGAAUGAGGGAGUUGAAGGCGCUUGAUAAGGAGCAUAAGGAAAUUCGAGCACUCGAAUUUUCACCUGGUGGAAGUGGUGCUAGGCGCCUGAACAAGGACGUAUUGCUUAAUGCCUUUGGUACUGCAUCUGUCUCAUUAUGUGAGUUAAUGACUUUGGUGGUCUCUCUCUACUUUGAUGAUGGAAGAACGGAUCAACAAAUCCGUUCAUUGAAUUGUGUCGUUUAA